AUGGCCGACCAAGCUUCCCAGCCUUCUGCUUCAACCCCUUCCACUGACCAAAUCUCCAUGCGAGUGGCAGCAUUCCUUGCUGCCAGUUGCCGUCUUGCUGCCCAACCCCACACUGUUUCCAGAAUCACCAGUAGACCUCGGAGAAACCCUUUAGCUAUCAGGCCUGCUCAGUUCAAGAGGGGACAAAGCAUUGAAAGCACCCCACUCCCAACUCCAGUCAUCUCAACUGAAAGCGAAAAGAAGAGACAAGAUGACAAUGAGGUAUUCGGAAAAAUUCUGAGUAACUUGGAGGUAGAAGGAGAUUUGCUCGAUGCAGGGGUUGUAAACCAACCAUUGUCUACGGAGGAGGUGACGAUGGUGGUGACUGAAGAAGUGGUGGUGGUAGAGGAAGUGGCAGUGACGAAUGAAGUGGUGGAAGAGGAGACAAGAAGAAGCACUUUGGCUUUAGAGACUUUUGAGGAAACUACGCAAGUAGAAUUCUAUGACGUACCCAUCAAAGUCGUGUUAGAAGAAGUUGCGACAGAGAAGAAACAAGAAGUGGAAGACGAGAAAAAGAAGAAAAAGAAGAAGAAGGAAAAGAAGGUUGGAGAAGGUGAGCCAUCCCAUCAUCGCAAAGAGAAGAAGAAUAAAGAAAAGAAGGAGGAUGAAAAAGAUGAGGAGGCCAAGCUAAGAAAGAAGAAAGAGAAGAAAGAAAUGAAGGAGCGCAGGCGUGAGGAAAGGCGCCUAAAGAAGGAAGAAGAAAAGAAGAAGAGGGUUGCAAGUCCAGAGAUGGAUGGAGAAUCAACCUCUGUAAGGGAGGACAGGGGGGAAAUAGCGCAAUUAAUGGAGCCGACGCAACCUGAACCAACGCAAUUAGUUUGGACUGACGAAGGCGAAGAAGGAGAAGCUACCCUCCUAAUGCGGCGUCACAAGGGUCUAUCGUUGACCCUUAAAUUUUGA
Messenger RNA from Benincasa hispida (wax gourd), 939 nucleotides. NCBI's taxonomy places the organism in Eukaryota, Viridiplantae, Streptophyta, Magnoliopsida, Cucurbitales, Cucurbitaceae. The record is from RefSeq and is a predicted model, not a curated record.